AUGUUGUUCAAUGAUUUGAGUAAAGAUUGGAUGAUUGAUCCAACAGUAGUUCCGGCUCAAAUGUCACCUGUAGAUCCUCCAGAUGUUCGUAACUGUGAUCGUCUUAUUGCAUCCAUAGUUUGCUUUACUUUGGGAGAAAAGCUGAGCAAUCAUUCAAUUGAGACCUAUAUUCUCGAUCAUAUUGAACUAGAACGUGAAUGUUCUCAUCGAACUAAUUUAUGUUUAGCGUGGUCCGAUGAUGUUUCUCUUACUUUAUGCUUUAUCGUCAGUUUGAUUCAGUGCGGUGGUUAUUCACAAGACGAUCUGAAUCAACAGUAUAUUAACUGGUGGAUGAACGGAUUCAUGUCACCCACUGGUGUCUGUUUCACUCCAAGUAUACAUAUCAAACAGACCAUUGAACAGAUGAGUAUAAAUCUAGCUGCUGAAUGCUUUGCAGUAAUUACCGAUGAGAACAUUUACACAACUCCACCGUCUCCUCCAGUUGCUGCUCUUCUACGCAUUUCGCCCAUUGCUUAUUUCUAUUCGAAUCAUUCACCUUCGGUUCGUAUUGAAGUAAUCACCCAUUGUGUUCGAGCAAUGUUUGGUCAAGAGAUAUCGAUUGAAAAUUUUGUAAUCUAUAUCGAACUACUUGUGAACGCUCUCAACGGUCAUGCUAAAGAAAAAAUACUACAGUCAAUGCAAAUUCCGCUCGAUCGAUCACAUUCAAUGAGUGUUGUCUUGAUCAAGCUCAUUGAUAUUCUACGAAUGGAUAAUAAUGAUAUUCAGCAGGGUGUGCAACAGGCGCUUGCCUUCAAUAAAUCGAUAGAACAAGAAAGUAAAUGGCUUAAUCCGUAUGACUCAAAUCAAACGAUUCUUGCUACACUCUAUCUUCAAGUUAGUGGUGCACUCUAUUAUCAGAUUGUUCCUUCUGAAUGGUUCGCUUGUACCUAUGCAAAAGAAACUUUAAUGGCGUUGGCAAAAUGGCUUAAUUAUGAACAGAAAUUGAAUGAAUUCGAAGAGAAAAUUUUGUUCUAA
Messenger RNA from Rotaria socialis, 1014 nucleotides. The record is from the annotation of a GenBank genome assembly. Lineage: Eukaryota; Metazoa; Rotifera; Eurotatoria; Philodinida; Philodinidae.